AUGCAUCUGGACGUGCCUCCUGCACCAUUUCCAUCUCAAGGCACCCUGCUGUCCGGGGCCUACGAAGAGCAUCCAGCCCAAGCUUCGAGAACCGGCCCCAGUGGCCUCCACAGCCCUGACCUCGCUCCUGCGUCCCUGAGCUGGAGGCCACGGCGGCAGCAACACCCAUAUGACAUCACACGGCGCUCCCUGAAGAUGCUCCGGGUCCCUCUUCUUGGCUGCCUGAGCCAGGUUCCAGAACCUUCCCGUCCUGAGCCCGCCCACCAGGGAGGUGCAUCACGGGGGGCGGGGGGAGCUGUCCCGGGAUCUGAGGGGAUCCAGCGCCGUGUCGGCUCCCUGAGCCCCACCGCACGGCCCAGGUUCCCAGGGCAGCGCGGAGCUCGGGCGGCUGCGCACCGGGGUCACCCGCGGUCAGAGCCCGAGGGCCUCACACACGGGGCGGGGCGCCGCUCCCCCUCCAGCCUCGCCCUGGAGCCCAGCCGGCCUCCGCGGAGACCCGCACCAGGCAGGCAGCUGGCGGGCCAGCCUGGCCCAGGGCAGGAACGGGAGCUACAGUCAGACCAGCCUCGCUUCGCUCGCUACCCGACACACUCGCCCCCGCGGCCAGGUGUAUCCCAGGCGGAGGGAGAGCUGCCCCUGGGCGGUCAGGCGAGGCCGCUGGGGGCACCGCCAGGGGCAGCACUGGGGAGCCGGGGCUCAGGGUCAGUGCCGUCAGCUCUGCAGGCCCAGAGGCCACGCCUACCAGGCAACCAGGGGUCACAGGCUCCUCGGGCCACACAGGACACCACGGACCCCUGGUGGAGCUGCCACAGCUCCAGAGGUGUGGCGGACGCCGGUCUCCACCUGCUUCUAAGAAGCCAUGGGGAGCACGGUGGGGCCAGUCCCCUGAGGCUGAGGCGGGCGGCCCGGCUGAGCACCCACUGCCCUGGCGCUGUCUCAGGUGGGGCUGGGCAGCAUGUGCCUGCAGGGCCCCCCACAAGCCUGCCCUGUGCCGCCGGUGGGAGGCAGGGAACCCAGAGGCCCCGGGGAGGGGCUCCUCCACCAAAACCCGCUCCUCUGGACUCGGGCCAGCAGCCGGGCAGAGCAGGGAACCCCCUUCUCUGCCUUCACCUCGAAGGUCACAGGGUCAGGGUCGGGGUCAGGGAUGUGUCUGCCCCACUCAGGAGGAGGGUCCCCGGGGCCCCCGCUGCUCUCUGGCCGCAGGAGGGGCUGAGUACCAGCUGCCACCCAGCGCUGGACGGAGCUGUGAACACCUUCACCAGCUGUCCCUGUGGCCACAACACUUCCUCCCUCCCUCCUUCCUUCCCUCCUUCCUUCCUUCCCUCCUUCCUUCCUGCCUUCCUUCCUUCCCUCCUUCCUUCCUGCCUUCCUUCCUGCCUUCCUCCCUCCCUCCUUCCCUCCUUCCUUCCUUCCUUCCUUCCCUCCUUCCUUCCUUCCCUCCUUCCUUCCUGCCUUCCUUCCUUCCGUCCUUCCUUCCUGCCUUCCUUCCUGCCUUCCUCCCUCCCUCCUUCCCUCCUUCCCUCUUUCCUUCCCUCCUUCCCUCCUUCCUUCCUUCCAUGUACCACAGCCCCAGAUGCUAUAGGUGCUUCUGGUGCUGUCCUGGGUGCCCUGGAUGCUUCCGGAAGAGAGUCCCCAGCAAGAGAAGAAGUGACCAGGCCGAUAAGAUGGCCCUGCGGUCAGGCAGGUGGGGGCUCUGCUUCCCCCAAAGGUGAACGUGCAGAAGCCCGUGAGAGCCUGGGUCCGAGCUCAUGGGGCUGGAGCUCGUGGGGCGGGUCGCAGUGAGCAAGCACACGGCACCAUCCGGCAUCCAGAGGGGAAGCCACUGAGGCCAGGCUGUGAUCUGGAGAGAGAGACCCCAAGCGGGUGGAGCAGGCUGGCCGUGCGGACACACGGUGUUCACCGUCGGGGUCCUCACCAUCCACGGAUGGGAUAUUGGCUGUGGAGGGGAUGUUGGGGUUAUUUUCUUUUUUGUGGUGUCUUUUCUUUCUAGUAUCAGGGUGAUGCUGGCCUCAGAGAAUGAAUUAAGGUGCUUUUGGAUAAAAUAUAAACAUAUACAUGUGUCUAUUAAGUCUAUCUGGCUUAAUGCAUCGUUUAAGGCCAGUGUUUUCUUACUGACUUUCUGUCUAGAUGAUCCAUCCUUUUGAUGUAAGUUGCUAGUUAAAGUCCUCUACUACU
Molecule: messenger RNA, 2175 nt
Organism: Balaenoptera ricei (Rice's whale)
Lineage: Eukaryota; Metazoa; Chordata; Mammalia; Artiodactyla; Balaenopteridae
Product: collagen alpha-1(III) chain-like
Exons: 4
Coding region: 1-1782 (593 amino acids)
Source: RefSeq, a predicted model, not a curated record